UCUCGAAUUAAGCUGACCCAAACUCUGGUCCGAUGCAUGACAGAAUAAUCACGGAUCACUUGCCUCGUGGAGGCCCCUAUACUGUGUUAUAAGCAUGGCAGCUGCCAAAGUUUGGUAUCCCAUCUUCCGUGCCAGUUGUAAGAAUGACUGACAUGGCGCAAGCUACUUUGUUGCAACUGGCGCCAGAGGUCCUUUUGGAAAUACUAUCUCAUCUUGACUGUGUCUCGCUCCUUCGAUGCUGUGAGACAUGUCAACACCUUCGGAACCUCAUUGAAAACUCGGGCCAGCUGCAGUAUCACAUUGCACUGUAUCGAGCUUCGUAUGAACGUUCUGCUGAUCCAAGAGCUCUGGCACGCACAGGGAUCGCACCAAUCCUUGAGCACCUACGUUCACACAUCAACCGAUGGAACAGGCUCGAUUGGUCCGAGUCCCAUUUCCCUAUUCCCUCCAUCAGAGGCAACUGGGAUUUCGCGAGCGGAGUCUUGACCAUUUCGACGGGCCCAAACAGCCUGUGGACUUGCCAACUCCCUUCUUUGUCUCGUAAUGACCAGUGCCGCAGCAAGGUCUUAUGGACAGAAUUCCCCGUUGAAGCCUUCACUACCGACCCUAACGCUGACUUGAUUGUGUACUUUGAGUUGCACCGUUAUGAUGGCGUUGAUUAUAGCGCUCCAGGAUCUGACCAUCCCUACCGGGGCCGUCUCCAUAUUCGGUCUUUGGAAUCCAACAGCCUAAACUCUUACUCAACCAUAUCAUUAUUGGAGACGGCGUUCCCAGUGUUCAGGGCUCAAUACCAGUUAAGGAUAUUUGGCGACAAGCUUGGAUUGUUAUGCCAACAUGGGGCGGGCUCGUGGCUGACUAUCUGGUCAUGGCGCUCUGGAAUGAUAGAGGCGCACGCUGCAUUGGACGCCCCCAUGGCUUCCUUCUGCUUUGUUACACCUUCCACAUUACUGACAGCCUGCUACCUCCCGUGGGACGAUGGUGCACAAGAGUAUCAGGUGGGACUGCGUCUGUGUGGAAUCCAUAGUAACACAAGAGGACUUCGACCGAUGGCCACGUUUCUGCUGCCACAACUUCAUGCCGAUAUCUUAAGUGGCAUCGUCAUUCAACCUUCUCGUAGCCCAGACAUGCGCAGCAAACCUUUUUUCCCCUCCUCCCGGUCCAGCUUGAUCCAAAUACUUUGGACAACAGAAGGGGAGGCCUCUUCUGAUAGUGACGAUUCCAGCAGUUCCGGUCCUAUCGCUCGAAACUUUGACAUAUUCAUGCACUCAGGGACGCUUCUUCACUUGGCAUACGAAUAUGCGGGGCAUGCGAUGCCAAUACCCUGGCACCAUUGGGGACCAAUGAGCACUCGACUGCAGGCGAAUGCAAACAAUGCACUUUCACUCAGACAGAAACGCUUCUUUUCGGGAAAUAGAUUCGUUCGGAGAUACAGAAAUAUGCCAUCCAUUAUUUCUGUCCUCGAUUUUAGUCCAGGGAGAUGGACUUGGGACGACAACUUAGGCCGUCGACGCAGCAGCGAGGGUCUUGUGCAGGGUGGUUCACAGAUUAUCGUCGAUCGCAGCUCACCUACAGUAAUCAGUUGUCCGGAGCUAUUUCAAGAUGAUACCGUCAUGAGUAGUCUUCCAUACUCCCGGGUUCACCGUGACGUUGGGUUUCCACUUCGUGGGGACCUCGAGGAUGUGAUUAUUUGUGAUGAUGAACGAAUCAUACUCAUUGAAUCAUUUGCAGGUGCUAGUUCAGGCAGACUCGUUCUCCUGUCGAUGUGACCUGCUUGGAACGUCGUUGCUCUCAAUAAGGCCCAGUAUGCGUGCCCCAAAUCCCAGAAAUGCAAUUCAAAUAGAUUCCUUGAUUUAACGCCUAUAUUCUGCAGUUCUGUAACCAUCACUCAUACAAUUUCCCUUCCGAAUUCGAUGGGCGUUGGGGCCUGACAGUUGGGGGGUCCCUCAAACCGCCUUUGUACUUGCAAAUUAAUGACAACGCUAGUGAUGUGUGAUCGCGGCGCGUUGUUUUGCGCCAACAUAAG
Molecule: messenger RNA, 2023 nt
Organism: Cantharellus anzutake
Lineage: Eukaryota; Fungi; Basidiomycota; Agaricomycetes; Cantharellales; Hydnaceae
Exons: 5
Coding region: 144-1766 (540 amino acids)
Molecular function (GO): protein binding
Source: RefSeq, a predicted model, not a curated record